UAAUAUGACGUGUAAUUGUCAUUACGCUGUAUUCGUCGGCACCUCAUAAUUUUUUGAUAAUUUCAAAGAAGAAGCUCAAAAUGAGCUCUUUUAAGCGUGAAAAGAAGGAGGAAGAAGAUGGCGGCGGGAGCCCCUACCAGAAUUUGGACAAAACGAUCGUAUUGCAAGAAGCGCGAUACUUUAACGAAACGCCUGUGAAUCCACGAAAAUGUUCUCAUAUUUUAUCAAAAAUAUUAUUUCUGCUCAAUCAAGGAGAGAAAUUGUCUACACAGGAGGCGACGGAUGUGUUUUUUGCCACAACGAAGCUGUUUCAAUCUAAGGAUGUAAUGUUACGUCGUAUGGUGUAUCUGUGCAUCAAGGAAUUGAGCAAACUGGCACAAGAUGUGAUCAUAGUAACAUCUUCCUUGACUAAAGACAUGACAGGCAAGGAGGAUUUGUAUCGGGCGGCAGCGAUACGAGCUUUGUGCAGUAUAACCGACAGUACGAUGCUGCAAGCCAUCGAGAGGUACAUGAAGCAAGCGAUUGUUGAUAAAAACCCAGCGGUGCGAUCUGCCGCAUUGGUGUCGGCGCUACACUUGUCUACUAGUGUUCCCGAUUUGGUGCGACGUUGGGCGAACGAAGCUCAGGAAGCAGUGAACUCUGACAAUGCAAUGGUUUCAUAUCAUGCAUUGGGUAUUUUGGCAAGCACUCGAAGGAACGAUAAACUUUCUACUGUCAAGCUUAUAACACCUCUGACUAAAUAUACAUUGAAAUCCCAAUAUGCACUCUGCCUUUUGAUUCGUAUGGUAGCACAGCUAAUUGAUGAUGAUGAUAGCGAAGCCUCAACACCAUACAUAAGGUUCAUUCAAUCUUGUUUGGGUCACAAAUCUGAAAUGAUUCUCUAUGAGGCUGCACAUGCAAUUUUAAAUUUGAAGAAGACUCCCCGAGAUUUAGCUUCUUCAGCUGUCUCCGUGUUACAGUUGUUCUGUGGGUCCUCUAAAGCCACUCUGAGGUUAGCUGGAGCACGAACUUUGGCUAGACUCACAUCUAAACAUCCAACUGCAGUUGCAGCUUGUGCUGUUGAUUUAGAAAACCUAAUUUCAGAUCCUAACAGGUCAGUUGCUACUUUGGCUGUAACAACACUUCUAGCAACAGGCGCAGAGAGCUCGGUCGAUCGUCUCAUGAAGCAAAUAUCCAGUUUCGUCUCUGAGAUUUCUGACGAAUUCAAAAUUGUUGUUGUCAAAGCCAUACGGCGUUUGUGCCAGAAAUUCCCUAGGAAGCAUCAGUCGUUAGCAGCGUUUUUGGCUGGUAUGCUUCGGGAUGAAGGCGGUCUGGAAUACAAAGCGGCGAUUGCUGACGCAAUAAUAGCACUCGUCGAAGAGAAUCCAGACGCCAAGGAAACUGGACUCGCACAUCUGUGUGAAUUUAUUGAGGACUGUGAACACACUGCCUUGGCCGUUCGCAUCUUACAUUUGCUCGGACGUGAAGGACCAAAGUCUCGGCAGCCUUCUCGGUACAUCCGCUUCAUUUACAACAGAGUUAUUUUAGAGUCAGGCCCAGUGCGUGCCGCAGCGGUGUCAGCGGUAGCACAGUUCGGGGCUCAAAGACCGGAGCUGUUACCGAACAUAAGAGUCCUCCUCGCUCGCUGCGAAAUGGAUGACGAGGACGAGGUCCGCGAUCGAGCAAUUUACUACAAUGCUAUUUUGGACACGGCAGACCAAGAACUGAUCAACGAUUAUAUUAUUGAUGUUCCGAAACCGAAUCCAGUUCUAUUGGAGAAAGCAUUGCGGGAUCAUAUGGCUAAUCAGUCGCAAGAAGCGUUCGACAUUCUGACGGUUCCGACCGAAGAAUUGAAAGAGGCGAAAGAGGAUGUUGUUGAAAUCGAAGUGCGCAAUAAGCCUAAGCUGUUGUCCAUGGAAGAAAUCUACAGUGAACAGUUGGCUAGGGUGCCUGGCAUCGAUAAGCUCGGGCCGCUCUUCAAGACGAAUCCUCCGGUGGAACUAACGGAGCCGGAAACGGAGUAUCGCGUUCGUUUGCUGAAGCACGUUUUCGUUCGCCACGCUAUACUGCAAUUUGAGUGCAUCAACACACUGAGCGACCAAGUGCUGGAACAGGUUCACGUGAGACUGGAAUGCCCGCCAGAAUACGUGGUGAGGUUUAUCCUGCCGUGCCCGCAACUCGCAUACGACAAACCUGCGAGCGUAUUCGUGGUAAUCGACUACCCGAGUGCGUAUUUAGACAGUCUGGGCACUUUUGGGGCUACUUUGGAGUUCGUUGUGCGCGACUGCGAUCCGAAUACUGGAAUUCCGGAUCCUGGAGAAGGUUACGCGGAUACGUAUCCUUUGGAAGAGUUUUACAUGGGCUGUGCUGACCAGAUUCGCGCGCGGGCAAUGGGAGACGAUUGGGAACAAACUUGGGAGAGAGCGGCGAACAUUUUAGAGAUUUCGGACACUUACGCGCUGCCCGAAACAGAUCCAGGCGCGGCUGCGAAAUCUGUUUGCGAAUAUUUGGGUUUGCCGAAAGCUACGAUCGUUGGUGAUGCUGUGAAGGAAAUAAGAGGUGGGGGAGUGUUUCGAGGAGGUGCUCCGUUCCUGGUCAAAGCUCGGAUCGCUUCCAGCAACGUCGGUGUCACCAUGUUAAUAGCCGCUAGGUCGCCACGAGAAGACGUCGCACAGUUGUUAUUGGCUGCGGUUGGAUAGCUGUGGUUCAUUUAUAGCAUCUAUUAUUUAUGUCGAUAACACUUUACACUACUAUAAUAUAUUAUCUUAUUGUUAUAUGCUACAGUUAAGUUAAUGAGCUCAUACGAGCCCACGAACUAUGCGAUAUCUCUAACAACUCUUUAUGAGUGUUAAUUUUAAUUUUUAUCAACAAUUUAUAGGCAGGUUCGCUGAUUUCUGUGCAAAGGAUAUGUUGUAAAUUAUUAUAAACGCCAAUCUAAAGCAGUUCAAAUGUUUGAAAUUAUUGUAAUUUACAUUAUUCAAAAAUCAUUCCUUUAUAACAGUACUGUGAAAUUGAAAUUUGUAAUUGUAGAAAAUAAAGUAUUUUAUCUAUCUG
Molecule: messenger RNA, 3033 nt
Organism: Bicyclus anynana (squinting bush brown)
Lineage: Eukaryota; Metazoa; Arthropoda; Insecta; Lepidoptera; Nymphalidae
Gene: gammaCOP
Product: coatomer subunit gamma
Exons: 2
Coding region: 81-2678 (865 amino acids)
Biological process (GO): intra-Golgi vesicle-mediated transport; intracellular protein transport; protein secretion
Cellular component (GO): endoplasmic reticulum; endoplasmic reticulum-Golgi intermediate compartment; Golgi membrane
Molecular function (GO): structural molecule activity
Source: RefSeq, a predicted model, not a curated record